UCGAAAUUUCAUUGCUUGUAUUUGAGAGUUUUUUGUACUUCUCCCUCUUAAUUCUUAUUUUUUUAAAUCCAAGCCAAAAAAUGUAUCUUUACACUUUAUUAGGAUAUUCUGACGCUGUUCUUUGUGUUUAUGAUUGUGUGUGUGUGUGAUUAUUUUAUGAUUUUUUUGAUUGAUUGAAAUGAUCUACCUAAAUUUGUUUUUAUAUAGCUAUAGGAUUUGAUUACUUUUAAAUUAUUUUUUAGGGAUUUUUUGUAGGAUCUUUUAAGGCUUGUAUGCAAUAUUUAAUGUUUUUUGGAAUGUAAUUUUUGUAUUUUGUUUUCUGUCGUUUAAUCAAGCUUCUUUAAAAUCAUUUUAAUAUUUUUAAAUUUUUUAUUAAAAAUUUUGUUUAAAAAUAUUAAUUUCCAAAAAAUUUAUUUUUCAAAAAUAAAAAAUUAUUUUUUAGAAUGCUCGAGGAACCAAUUUCACCUUUAACCUUUCUUUCAAUUUCUGCCAUAAUUACUACAAUCUCUCUCUUCUUUUGUGGAAUCCCAAUAUGUAUACAAAUUUAUCGUCGAAAUAGUGCUAAAGAUAUCAGUGGAUUUCCCUUUUUAAUGGGAUUUCUUGGCGGUUCAUUUUGGCUUCGUUACGGCUUUUUAAAAUCAGAUCUUACAAUGAUUACAGUAAAUGUUGUUGGUGUUACUUUAAUGAUUUUCUAUUUGCUGUUUUAUUUUUAUUAUUCCCAGCCAAAAACAAAUUUUGUUAUUCAAAUGGCGAGAAUCGAAGUUGUUCAACACUUCCUUUGCCCCCUCUGUAUUGCUAAUUUACUUGUUUCUUCCCAAUGGUGUUUAUAUGGAAUUUAUGUUAGGGAUAUUUAUGUUAUUAUUCCAAAUAGCGCGGGAAUUUUACUUGCUUGUGUUCAAAUUUCUCUUUUUCUUGUUCUACCGCCAAAUGAAAGGUCUCAUGCUCCACUUGCAAAAUGCUGUCCUUGUGUACUUGAUUUGGAGAAAGGGGAAAUACUCGAAAGUGAAAACAGUAGCAGACAACGACGAAGGAAAGGACAUCAAAAAAAAGCUAAAAGAAUACAUUCAAAACUUCCUUGUAAAAAAUUAUUGGAACGACAUUAUAUUAUUGACAGUCGAGUUAUUCCGGCUUCUCGUGCUGCUUGUAUUGAAUAUUUCCGUGGAGGUUAUGGCCGUCCAUUCGAUGCCAGUUUUGGGUCUGUUAAUAGCCGUUCGACUGCAGAUUCUUGGCUAACUAAUUCAUUGUCCCGUGUUUCUUCAAUUUCCCAUCCUGAUUUAUUCAAUUCUGAAAUUUACAAAGAUGGACAUAAUAAUGGGGCUAGGAACAAAAUUGUUGUUGAAGUUUUGACUAUUGAUGAAAUGCAACAACAACAGCAGCAUCACAGACGUCAUCAUUGCCAUUCAAAUUGUGGCGGUUCUUUACUUCAUUCUCGGGCAUCAAUGUAUAUUUCACAAGAACAACCGAGUACUUCACAAAUAUAUUCAAGUAAUCAACAACAAGAUGAGGGCUUUGCAAGCAGUUCUGCCGCUCUUUCAAUUUCUUCUCGACCAACAAUUUGUUUUGAUACAGCAGAAUAUUCAGGAGAAAAUGGAUUGAGGAUGUUAAAUGGAGAUAAACAACUUUUAACAGAAUCAGAUCCCGGAGGGGGAAAUUAUUUGCUUUGCAGGACUUUAAGUGCUCCAGAUUUGCAACAAAUUAUGGAAAGAACGUUUAGAAGUUGA
Messenger RNA from Meloidogyne enterolobii, 1721 nucleotides. The record is from the annotation of a GenBank genome assembly. Lineage: Eukaryota; Metazoa; Nematoda; Chromadorea; Rhabditida; Meloidogynidae.